AUGGCACAGUGGUCGAUAGGUGUUGCCGUAGUCGCGGAGCCCUAUUCUGUCCCUCCCCGUCCAAACUGGAUGGGUGACUGGGACGGCUCCGUGGCAGUCGUCGGUUCCACGACGGCUCAUUCCCCGCCCUUGUCGCUAAGAGACAAGGGCACUGGAUAUGUUGCCGUCGAGUGGGGGGGGAUCACCAUAUAUGGUGUCUAUUUCUCCCCCAACCGGAGUUUGAACGACUUCGAGGUUUUCCUGACCAACUUGGAGACCUCGAUACGGCGACUAGCGUCUGGGCACGUCCUUGUGCUGGGGGACUUCAACGCAAAGUCCAUUGCGUGGGGUUCCCCCAGGACGGACGCCAGGGGCGAGGCCGUAGAGGAGUGGGCGGCCUCGGUGGGCCUCUGUCUUCUCAACAGAGGCUCCACCAACACGUGCGUGCGACAGCAGGGGGGGUCGAUAGUGGACCUUUCGUUCGCUACCCCUGUCCUCGCCGCACGAGUAAGGAACUGGUGUGUCCUGGAAGAGGUUGAGACGCUCUCGGAUCACCUGUAUAUCCGAUUUGAGCUCUCCCGGACCCAGGACUCCAGUAGGGGUCACGUGGCGCGGCGUUUAUCCCGCUUUCCGCGGUGGGCUGUUGCCAGGCUGAACCGGGACCUACUAGAGGAGGCAGCCAUAAUUCACUCGUGGCUGUCUCCUCAGGCUCCGACCGAGGAGGUCGACGUGGGGGCUGGCCGCUUUCGCGAUGCGAUUACGCAUGUAUGCGAUGCGGCCAUGCCCCGCGUUCGAGGUCGUCGGCCUCCAAGGAAGGAGGUCUACUGGUGGUCCCAGGAGCUGGCGGACCUCCGUGCGGCCUGUACACGUGCCCGGAGGUCCUACACGCGCAGUCGGCGGCGUCACCGUGGAGACGGUGAGGAGGACCGGCUUCAUGAGGAGUACCGACGGGCGCGGAAAACUCUGAAGCUGGCCAUUAGCCGCGCCAAAGAGGAAAAAAGACAGGAGAUGCUGGAGGGUCUUAAUCGUGACCCCUGGGGUCGCCCUUACCGCGCGGUGCGACAAAAGCUCCGCGCGUCGGGCCCCCCCCUUACGGAGACUCUCCAGCCCAGCUUCCUGCGAGAAGUGGUUGAGGGCCUUUUCCCACAACGGGCGGAACACACUCCCCCGUCGAUGGCCUCCCUGGCCGGAGACGACGGGGAGCACGGGGAGGACAAUGUUCCGCCCGUCCGGGAAUCGGAGGUAGGGGCGGCUGUUCUACGGAUCCGUUCCAAGAACACCGCCCCUGGGCCAGACGGGGUACCGGCCCGAGUGCUGGCCCUCGCCCUCAACCACAUGGCAGACCGCCUCGGGGAGGUGUUCGACGCUAGCUUGGCGUCGGGACGCUUCCCUGAGUGCUGGAAGAGCGGGAAGCUGGUCCUAUUGACGAAGCCGGGACGGCCUGCCGAUUCGGUCGCGGCCUAUAGGCCCAUCGUGCUGCUGGACGAGGCGGGCAAAUUGUUUGAGAGGGUUCUUUCUGCCCGCAUCGUCCGGCACCUCUGCGAGGUGGGCCCCGAUCUGUCGGACGCCCAAUUUGGUUUUCGGGCGGGGCGUUCGACGGUCGACGCCGUGUUGCGCCUGAGGGCCGUGACCGAAGAGGCCGUGAGCUGUGGCGGCGUGCUGUUGGCGGUGUCAUUGGACAUCGCCAACGCAUUCAAUAGUCUGCCAUUCAGCUGCAUCAGGGAAGCACUCCACUAUCAUGGGGUGCCAAAGUACCUGAGGCGGCUGGUGGCAGACUAUUUAGAGGAGCGUACCGUCGUGUACGAGGACCGAGAAGGUAAUCUGAGGUGUCGGCCCAUGUCGUGCGGUGUUCCACAGGGGUCUGUUCUUGGACCCCUCUUGUGGAACAUAGGGUACGACUGGGCCCUUCGCGCCGAUUUCCCCCCCGGGCUGGGUGUAAUCUGUUACGCAGACGAUACCCUCGUGACAGCCCGGGGGGCAAACUUCCAAGAGGCGGCGCGCCUGGCCACAAGGGGAGUCUCCCUGGUGGUCGGGCGCAUUGAGGCGCUGGGCUUACGGGUGGCCCUAGAUAAGACGGAGGCCCUGUUAUUCCAUGGGCCCCGUCGUGGUCCACCCCCUGGCGCCUCCAUCGUGGUCAACUCGGUCCUCGUACCGGUUCGGGCCCAGAUGAAAUAUCUGGGCCUGAUCCUCGACGGUAGGUGGCUCUUCGACGAGCACUUCCGACAGCUUGCUCCAAAGCUGGUCGGCGCUGCGUCUGCCCUAGGGCGACUUCUGCCCAAUAUGGGUGGACCCAGCGUCGCGACAAGACGGCUGUACACGGGGGUUGUCCGGUCAAUGGCACUGUACGGUGCACCGGUGUGGGCGGCGGCUCUGACCGCCCAGAAUAGGGUACGCCUCUGGCGCCCUCAGAGGGUAAUGGCGGUCAGAGCCAUACGCGGUUACCGCACCGUUUCGACGGAGGUGGCAUGCGCGUUGGCCGGAACUCCCCCGUGGGAUUUGGAGGCGGAAGUGCUCGCCGAAGUUUAUCGGCGAGUGGCUGACUUCCGGGCGGAGAGCGGAUUUCGCCCUCCGCCCGAGGAUGUGCGCGAGUGGCGCGAAGCCGCUCGCCGAGCCACGAUGGCUCGUUGGUCGUUCCGGCUGGAGACUCCACGCGCUGGCUUCGCCGCCGUGGAGGCUCUCCAGCCGGUCAUCGCCGAGUGGGCAGGGCGGCAGCACGGGACCCUUUCCUUCCGGCUGACGCAGGUGCUUUCCGGGCACGGUUGCUUCGGAAAGUACCUGCACACGGUCGCAAGGAGGGAACUGAGUCCCGCCUGCCACCACUGCGACUGCAGUGAGGACUCGGCCCAGCACACGCUGGCGGUCUGCCCCGCAUGGGCAGCGCAGCGCCGGGCCCUCACUGCAGUCAUCGGAGUGGAUCUCUCGCUACCGGCCGUAGUACGCUCCAUGGCCGGUAGCGACAGUUGUUUUACCGCGGUCGCUACCUUCUGCGAGGUAGUAAUCUCGCGGAAGGAGGCGGCGGAGAGGGCCCGGGAGGACGACCUCCACUCGGACCCGAUCCGCCGCCGGCGAACCGGGCGGCGGAGGCCCGCCUACCACAGCCUCAUGCCGCCCUGA
Arctia plantaginis is the source of this 3093-nucleotide messenger RNA. The record is from the annotation of a GenBank genome assembly. NCBI's taxonomy places the organism in Eukaryota, Metazoa, Arthropoda, Insecta, Lepidoptera, Erebidae.